Molecule: messenger RNA, 5343 nt
Organism: Myotis daubentonii (Daubenton's bat)
Lineage: Eukaryota; Metazoa; Chordata; Mammalia; Chiroptera; Vespertilionidae
Gene: UBE2O
Product: ubiquitin conjugating enzyme E2 O
Molecular function (GO): ubiquitin conjugating enzyme activity
Source: RefSeq, a predicted model, not a curated record
CUCCCCGCGUCUGGGCCGCCGCCGCCACCUCCGCCGCCGCCGCCGGAGACUCGCGCAGAGCAGUUAUGGCGGAUCCCGCAGCGCCCGCGCCUGCAGCCCCGGCUCCCGGCCAGGCCCCGGCCGCGGUUCCUGAGGCGGCCCCGGCCCCGGACCCGGCCCCGGCGCCCGCCCCGGACUCGGCCUCCGGGCCGUCCUCAGACUCCGGCCCCGAAGCCGGCUCGCAGCGCCUGCUGUUCUCUCACGACCUGGUGUCGGGCCGUUACCGCGGCUCCGUGCACUUCGGGCUCGUGCGCCUCAUCCACGGCGAGGACUCGGACUCGGAGGGCGAGGAGGAGGGCCGCGGGAGCUCGGGCUGCUCCGAGGCGGGGGGCGCGGGCCACGAGGAGGGCCGGGCCAGCCCGCUGCGCCGCGGCUAUGUGCGCGUCCAGUGGUACCCGGAGGGCGUCAAGCAGCACGUGAAGGAGACGAAGCUCAAACUGGAGGACCGCUCCGUGGUGCCCCGGGACGUGGUCCGGCACAUGCGCUCCACCGACAGCCAGUGUGGCACCGUGAUCGACGUCAGCAUCGACUGCGCCGUCAAGCUCAUCGGCACCAACUGUAUCAUUUACCCCGUCAACAGCAAGGACCUGCAGCACAUCUGGCCCUUCAUGUAUGGGGACUACAUCGCCUAUGACUGCUGGCUGGGGAAGGUCUACGACCUGAAGAACCAGAUCAUCCUGAAGCUGUCCAACGGGGCCAGGUGCUCCAUGAACACAGAAGACGGUGCCAAGCUCUACGACGUCUGCCCACACGUCAGCGACUCAGGUCUCUUCUUCGACGAUUCCUACGGCUUCUACCCAGGCCAGGUGCUCAUUGGCCCCGCCAAGAUCUUCUCCAGUGUCCAGUGGCUGUCGGGGGUCAAGCCCGUGCUCAGCACCAAGAGCAAGUUCCGGGUGGUGGUGGAAGAGGUGCAGGUUGUGGAACUGAAAGUCACAUGGAUUACCAAGAGCUUCUGUCCAGGGGGCACGGACAGCGUCAGCCCCCCACCCUCUGUCAUCACCCAGGAGAACCUGGGCAGGGUGAAGCGUCUCGGGUGCUUUGACCAUGCUCAGCGGCAGCUGGGGGAGCGCUGCCUGUUUGUCUUCCCGGCCAAGGUCGAGCUGGCCAAGAUCGCCUGUGAAUGCCCAGAGCAGCACUGCGCCCAGGGGGAGGGCUCGAUGGCCAAGAAGGUGAAGCGCCUGUUGAAGAAGCAGGUCGUGAGGGUCAUGUCCUGCUCCCCCGACGCCCAGUGCCCCAGGGACCGUUCUGCGGAGGAGCCAGGCAAGAGGGCGGGCACCAAAGCCAAGAGUGAAACGGGGUCCGCCAGCCCCGAGGAGAUGCCUGACGGGUCCACCAGCCCCAGGGAGAUGCAGGACGAGGGCCCCGAAGAGGCCCUGGAGGCGGGUGAGCCGCUGCCCCCCUUCCUGCUGAAGGAGGGCGGAGACGACAGGCUGCACUCCGCCGAGCAGGAUGCCGACGACGAGGCUGCUGACGACACGGACGACACCAGCUCGGUCACCUCCUCCGCCAGCUCCACCACCUCCUCCCAGAGCGGCAGUGGCACGAAUCGCAAAAAGAGCAUCCCCUUGUCUAUCAAGAACUUAAAGCGAAAACACAAGAGGAAGAAGAAUAAAAUCACCCGUGACUUCAAGCCGGGUGACAGGGUGGCGGUGGAGGUGGUGACCACGAUGACCUCAGCAGACGUGAUGUGGCAGGACGGCUCCGUGGAGUGCAACAUCCGCUCCAACGACCUCUUCCCGGUGCACCACCUGGACAACAACGAGUUCUGCCCCGGGGACUUCGUGGUGGACAAGCGAGUCCAGAGCUGCCCAGACCCCGCUGUCUACGGUGUGGUGCAGUCUGGGGACCACGUGGGCCGCACCUGCGUGGUGAAGUGGUUCAAGCUGCGGCCGAGUGGGGACGACGUGGAGCUGAUUGGUGAAGAGGAAGACGUGAGCGUUUAUGACAUCGCUGACCACCCUGACUUCCGUUUCCGCACAACCGACAUCGUCAUCCGCAUCGGCAACACUGAGGACGGAGUUCUUCCCAAGGAGAAUGAGCAGCCAUCGGUUGGCCAGGUGGCCCGUGUGGACGUCAGCAGCAAGGUGGAGGUGGUGUGGGCCGACAACUCCAAGACCAUCAUCCUGCCCCAGCACCUGUACAACAUCGAGUCUGAGAUCGAGGAGUCGGACUACGACUCAGUGGAAGGCAGCACCAGCGGGGCAUCCUCCGAUGAGUGGGAGGACGACAGUGACAGCUGGGAGACGGACAACGGGCUGGUGGAGGACGAGCACCCCAAGAUAGAGGAGCCCCCCAUCCCACCCACCGAACAGCCGGCAGCCCCCGAGGAGGACAAGGGCGUGGUGAUCAGCGAAGAGGCUGCCACCGCCGCCAUUCAGGGGGCUGUGGCCAUGGCCGCCCCGGUGGCCGGGCUGGUAGAGAAGGCCGGCAAGGACGGGCCCCCGAAGAGCUUCCGGGAGCUGAAAGAGGCCAUCAAGAUCCUGGAGAGCCUCAAGAACAUGACGGUGGAGCAGCUGCUGACGGGCUCCCCCACCUCCCCCACGGCGGAGCCCGAGAAGCCGGCGCGGGAGAAGAGGUUUCUGGAUGACAUCAAGAAGCUGCAGGAAAACCUCAAGAAGACCCUGGACAAUGUGGCCAUCGCGGAGGAGGAGAAGAUGGAGGCCCUGCCGGACACAGAGCGCAAGGAGGACAAGCCCGAGGCGCAGUCUCCCAUGAAGGCCGAGUGGCCCAGCGAGACGCCGGUGCUCUGCCAGCAGUGCGGCGGCAAGCCCGGCGUCACCUUCACCAGCGCCAAGGGCGAGGUCUUCUCGGUGCUGGAGUGCGCGCCCUCGAAUCACUCUUUUAAGAAAAUUGAGUUCCAGCCCCCAGAGGCCAAGAAGUUCUUCAGCGCAGUGCGCAAGGAGAUGGCGCUGCUGGCCACCUCGCUGCCCGACGGCAUUGCAGUCAAGACUUUCGAGGACAGGAUGGACCUCUUCUCGGCCCUGAUCAAGGGCCCCACUCGCACCCCCUACGAGGACGGCCUCUACCUGUUUGACAUCCAGCUCCCCAACAUCUACCCGGCCGUGCCCCCCCACUUCUGCUACCUCUCCCAGUGCAGUGGCCGUCUGAACCCCAACCUAUAUGACAAUGGGAAGGUGUGUGUCAGCCUCCUGGGCACCUGGAUCGGAAAGGGGACAGAGAGGUGGACGAGCAAAUCCAGCCUUCUCCAGGUGCUCAUCUCCAUCCAAGGCCUGAUCCUGGUGAACGAGCCGUACUACAACGAAGCCGGCUUCGACAGCGACCGGGGCCUGCAGGAGGGCUACGAGAACAGCCGCUGCUACAACGAGAUGGCGCUGAUCCGCGUGGUGCAGUCCAUGACCCAGCUGGUGCGGCGGCCCGCCGAGGUCUUCGAGCAGGAGAUCCGGCAGCACUUCCGCACCGGUGGCUGGCGGCUGGUGAACCGCAUUGAGUCCUGGCUGGAGACGCACGCCCUGCUGGAGCAGGCCCAGGCACUGCCCAACGGCAUCUCCAAGGACAGCGGCUCGACAGGGCCUCCUGGCAUGGCCGAGCCCUCGGACAGCGGCCGGGAGGAAGCGGAGGACGGCGGGCUAGCCCCUGGAGAGGCCUCCCCGGGCUCAGACUCAGAGGGCGGCGCCCAGGGCCCGGCUGCAGCCAGCAGGGACCACACAGACCCGGCCUCAGAGGCAGCGCCGGAUGCCUCAGUGCCCCCCAGUGUCAAACCAAAGAAGCGGAGAAAGAGCUACCGGAGCUUCUUGCCUGAGAAGAGUGGCUACCCUGACAUUGGCUUUCCCCUCUUCCCGCUUUCCAAGGGGUUCAUCAAGAGCAUCCGGGGCGUCCUGGCCCAGUUCCGGGCCGCUCUGAUCGAGGCAGGCAUGCCUGAGAGCACAGACGACAAGUAGUGCCAGCCUCAGGAAGGAGGAUAGUGGUGGGAGAGGCCAGCACCUGCUCACUCCCUCCCCCAGGCCCUCCCCUGUCCCCUGCCCCCCCCCCCUCCCCUCGGGUGAGUUUGAUGCUGACGUGCAAGGAAUUUCUUGAGAUGCUGCCAUUUCUGCUCGGAAGCGAUCUUCCAACAGGCGAGCCCUGAGCAAAGCAUCUGGACCCUGUUGCUGACUUUCCACUCUCACCCCAGGCGGGAUGUCGGCACCCGUCUCCUUGCUGUCUCCCUCUCGGGUCGAGGUGGAGUUUUCCGAGGGCCAGGCUCCGGGGCCCAGAGCUUUGCAGAGCAGCAGGACGAGCGGCCGUGCCUUGCAUGAAGUGUGGGUUGCUCCGGCAAUCUCCCCGUCCCUUCCAUCUUCAGUGCCAUUGUAGCUUCCCCAUGUCCCAGGCCACUGCCUCUAGGUCCCCCCUGGCCCCCAGCACCACACUCGCCCCUGGGCGUUGUAGCCGCUGUCACUGACGCCUGGCUCUGUUCUGGCCCUUGUACCACAGGACGGUCCUCAGGCCUGUUGAACUUGCUCCUAAGAGGCCAGGCGGGGGCUCAGGGUGACACCCAGGCGAGGUGGCAGCCUCACAUGCUAACGCAGUGAGGACUGGGAGCUGCUGGGAAAGAAACAGCUGUAGGUGCCUUGCUCUUCCUGCCCACGUGGCUGGGGGCAGUUCUGGCUUCACAGCCUCGCCUGCUUGAACUGAAGCCGAUGUCCGCUCCCCGCUCAGUCCUGUGCCAGGACCCCAGGGGCGGGAGCAGCAGCACAUCCAGGGCCUGAGCCGCGCUGGGACCUCUCCCCCGGACUCUGCCUCUCCCACUACCAAAUGCUCACGCGGGGAGGUGGCCUGUAGCUCGUACACGGAGCCCCCUCUCUCCCGUGAGGAGGCGGCCCUGUCAGCCCUUCACUUACAGACUCCGCAGGCUCAGUCUGGGGAGAGGUGGCGGGCGUGGGUCUCCCUCACAGACGGGCCCAGAGGUUUACACGUUUUCUAAGCUUUUGAUAAUGUGAAGCUCCAGGUUAAGAGACGCUGUUGAGCGCGUUGCAGGUAUGUAAUUUUUGGUGUAUGUAUGUAAUAUUUAAGGUUGAAAGAAAAUAAAUUUCAAAAGUAAAGAUAUUAACUCUUAUUAGAAACACAAAACAAGCAAAAAAGAAGCCAAAGCAUGAUGCGUCUUGUCCGCCGCCAGCUGCUCCUCACCGAGCUGUGCCAUUCCCACCCGGCGGGCAGCAGCCGCGGGGAAGCGGGGAGCCGGCCGCGUCCUGUGAGGAACAGCCAGCGGUCGGGGCCGAGCCUCAGUGCACCGUUCGUGUGGCGAUGUGAAUGCCUGCUGCUUAAGAUCUGUAUAAAGUGCUGUGUGAUUAAACCUUUUUUUUACUUGCA